UAACAACGUUUUCUCGGACCCAAUCAUUAACUUGGUGAAGCCGCAGCGCAUGACAGCGCCACAGAACUAUGGCGAAUGUAGGCUACAGUGAUUUUGAGUUCACGCCGGCAAAGACUGCCGGCUCUUUGCCGACAUAUUCCUCUUCAACAACAUCUUCCUCUUCGACAACCUCUUCCUCUUCGACAACCUCCUCCUCUUCAACAACAUCUUCUUCAACAUCUUCUUCAACAACCCCUUCCUCUUCGACAUCGGUAGGGAUCAGUACAUCAUCAACCUCGUGUACUUCCCUACCAAGCUUCACACCUUCCUAUAAUGCGACUCAAAGCACCGCCUCCCAUUUCACAUCUUCCUAUAUUGCAUUUGCGACUCAAAGCGCCACUCCCCAGUUCACAUUUAUCGAACUUCAUGACGCUGAGAAGAUCUUUCCACUCAGGGAGGAGCACUUCCUUAGGACAGACUUUGAGAGCAUCUGCGCGACAAAUGAUUGUUAAGCGGACUGCUUCAACAUGACAAGAGUGUUUACUGCAAGCGAGGGUGCCCUGGGUAACAGCACCGAUGGCUACGAACAAGACAUUCCGGUCACUCUCUUCGGUAUCUGCAGUAACCUCGCGAACGCAACCGAAUCUGCGACACGGAACAGCGAUGAAAGAACCGCAUCCUUCUUCCCGAGAACUGUCGCUCAAUUAUCCAAUGACGGCGACCUCCUCGCAGCGAAUCUCACGACCUGUCUCGCCACCACUUGCGAGAUGACAAGGCGCCCGUCCGAAUGCUUCGACUACUGUGGGCCAGAAAACCUUCUCAAGUCUCCGACCGAAUUUGACUUCAGUGCCGGCCUGUUUACGUGUGCCCAAAAACUUUGCAGCAACACCUGUGGGCUACCGUUCGCAAAUCAAGAUGUUUUUGGAAGUGGGGUCCUGAUAUCAUACUAUAUUCAAGCUGUUCUGCUGCUUUUGUUGGCCGGGGCUGUUCUGGUGUCUGCCGCCUGGCAGCUUUUUCGAUAUGGUUCAUCUCCACCAGUCAUGGGCAAACCGACUCAAUCUGUGCUCAAGAAAUUCUUGGCUACUGAGUGUUACUUUGGAGUAACGGCAGCAAUCGCUUCUUUCUUCAUGUUUCCAGAUGAAGUUGACCCCUUGAAUGGCUACGCACUAGUGGCGGUCUCACUGAUGGGUUGCAUCGCGCCAGCUUUCACCCUGCUGCUACUCCAUAGCCAUGGCAUCAAGUCAUGGUCCAGCACCGUUCUAUGCCUGGCGAGCUGGCUUCUGAAUACUGUUGUCUUCUACAUGCUAUUCGGCAAUCUGAGAAACUCAUUGAACACCAUCGAACGAGUUGAUCAAAUUCUCCGUGGUUUGUUCCAAACUGAGUAUUGUGGUAACUCGUCUGCCAUGGUGCUCUGUCAAGAAUGGACGGGCUCAAACCCCAUGCAAUAUCUUUCACACUUUUACAACGAAAACUCGGUCAUUACCAUUCACAAUGUUCCAGUCUUUUGGGCAUAUGUUACUAUCGUACUUCUCAUACUUGUGACCAUGCAGGUUCUUGGACAACGCCGCCGGCCUAGUCCUAUGAGCUUUACACCUACCAAGGAGGCUAGACCGACGCAGAAGCGAACCGUCAUCGGAAGGAUCACCCACCUCUCACCUCGAUUUGGGAAGUUUUUACUUCUUUUGACAGCAACCAUCCUAUUUUGUCUCGCACUUGGCUGUGUAUAUGUUAUGGUUUCAACCUACGCCAAAAUGGACGUCAUCGACAUGCACGAGUGGAGUUUUGGUCAAGUCGUCGCGGUCCUUAUCUGGGCGCCAACCCUAUUAGAGGCAGUGGAGUCAUAUUAUGGGAAAAAGCACACUUCGGGGACACGGACGAGCCUGAAUCAGCCCAUGCCAAUCCCACCGCCGCAAAUUUCCGAGUCCCGCCGGCUUCUGGCGCACCCUUGAGCACUUCCCUGGGCCCCGGGGGUUGUCGAUAUCAGCGCUCACCUCCGAAGUAAUCAUGUUGUCGAUAAAAGCUCGUCUAAUGUGUAACCUCGGAUUCAUCUAAGUCUGGAGGCUCCGGUAGAGGCUGUUUUUUUGGGGCGGGUGGCUUCACUUUAUUACUCUCGGAUGUCCGGUAGGGUGCCGGCACAUAUGUAAGUAUCGUAACACUCAAUGCGGUAGUUCCGAAUGAACCAUGGUUUGCAGAAGAGUUCUUAAACGCCAUACAUGGGAAGACUAGCCGUAAUUCAUUUGAACGCAAAUUGCUUAUUGUCCUUGUACGGAAUAUACUGUCGUCGUAGCUUGGUAGGGGUGUGC
Molecule: messenger RNA, 2282 nt
Organism: Diaporthe batatas
Lineage: Eukaryota; Fungi; Ascomycota; Sordariomycetes; Diaporthales; Diaporthaceae
Exons: 4
Coding region: 507-1928 (473 amino acids)
Source: RefSeq, a predicted model, not a curated record